CGCGGACAGGCGGCGGAGCGAACACCCGGGCGAGGCCCCGCGGUGCGUCACGUGAGCUGCGGCGCGACCUCCUGGCUUCCGCCCGCGCCCGCCGCACGCACGCGCACUGCGCCCAGUAUGAGGGUCGUGGCUCUGAUCAGUGGUGGGAAGGACAGCUGCUAUAAUAUGAUGCAGUGCAUUGCUGCUGGGCAUCAGAUCGUUGCUUUAGCAAAUCUAAGACCAGCUGAAAACCAAGUGGGGUCUGAUGAAGUGGAUAGCUACAUGUAUCAGACAGUGGGGCACCAUGCCAUUGACUUGUACGCAGAAGCAAUGGCUCUUCCCCUCUAUCGCCGAACCAUAAGAGGAAGGAGCUUGGAUACAAGACAAGUGUACACCAAAUGUGAAGGUGAUGAGGUUGAAGAUCUCUAUGAGCUUUUGAAACUUGUUAAGGAAAAAGAAGAAGUAGAGGGAAUAUCAGUAGGUGCUAUACUUUCUGACUACCAGCGUAUUCGAGUGGAAAAUGUGUGUAAAAGGCUUAAUCUCCAGCCUUUAGCUUACCUUUGGCAGAGAAACCAGGAAGAUUUGCUUAGAGAGAUGAUAUCAUCUAACAUUCAAGCAAUGAUCAUCAAAGUAGCAGCUUUGGGCUUAGAUCCUGAUAAGCAUCUUGGGAAAACCCUGGAUCAAAUGGAGCCUUAUCUCGUAGAGCUUUCUAAGAAGUAUGGAGUACAUGUUUGUGGAGAAGGUGGAGAGUAUGAAACUUUCACUUUGGAUUGCCCUCUAUUUAAGAAGAAAAUAAUUGUGGAUUCGUCAGAAGUAGUCAUACAUUCAGCUGAUGCAUUUGCACCUGUGGCUUAUCUACGCUUUUUAGAAUUGCACUUGGAGGACAAGGCUAAGGAGCAGAAAAGUGAUUUGGCAAGAUGGAGCAAGGUAUUUACCAGUCUAAAACCUAAUGCUGUAAAACUAAAUGAGACAACUUGGGGCUUGAAUGGGUGCUGGGCUGUAGGUACUGCUGGGUCACUGUUGCUAUAAAUGGUCACUGGAGCAGAUUAAUAAAUCAAGGAUCAGUUUCACCCACAUUUAAAGGACUACUUGACUCAUUUCUGUCUCUAGUAAAUGGACUUUGGUAGUAACAAUGCCAUACCAUGAUGAUAUCAUUUGUGUCGGGAAUCAAACUGGACAAUGCAAGAGUGUUUUUGAAGCCUAAAUCUAUGGAAGACAUAUCAGUUUGGGAGAGGAUAAUAAUAAAAGUAACAAUCAAUGCUUCCAAACUCCAAUUGACUGUCUUUUUUAGAUUUUAUAUUUACUUAGUUGUUAUGCUAACCAAUUCAGCUUUUUACUGUUGCUGUUGUUGUUGUUUUAAGAAAUAAAAUUUCUGAUUGCUGUUUUCAUAAAGUUCCAGUUUGGUGAUUUCUAAUAAAUGAUAAUCCUUAUAUGAUUUAUUCAUUCAGAACACAUUUAUUGACUGCUUAUUCUUAUAUGCAUGGCACUGUUUAGACAUUGGGUGUACAAUAAUGAACUGAACAGUUAAAAAAUAUUGCUUUCAUGGAGCUUGUAUUCUAUGGAGUGAGACAGAUAGAAAAGUAAAUAAAAAUACAUUAGAAGUGUUGAUGAGAAAGUUACCUCACCGACCAUGGAUUUGGUGAUUGGGUUUUAGGGAAUAAGUGUAAUCUAGAAAUCCUGAAGUACUUAUAAUGAUAGAUUUAAGCCCAGGUUGAGGGUCAUAUUACCAGUCCUUUUGGUCACAUUGGCAGAUGUUAGUUGUGAGUUGUGUUUGAGAAAAGGGGUUAAGGUCUUUCCAGUAUCCUGUAGAUAUAGCCAAAGAGCAAUUCAGUGAACUGGAAAAGAGGUCAGAAGAAAAUAUUCAGAAUGAAACAUGAAGAGAAACAAAGAUAAAAAAUACACGUAAAAGAAUUAAGAGGCAUGGAAAUAGUGAGAACGUCAAAAAUAUAUGUACUUAGAGUGUCAGAAAGACUAGAGGGAGAAUGGGGAAGGUGCAAUGUUUGAAAAUGUAGUAGCUAAGAGCCUUCCAAAAUUAGCAAAACACACCAAAGUAUAGAUUCAAGAAGUCUUAUGAACCCCAAACAAAAUAAAAAUAGAUAUUCAGGCACAUGAUGGUAAAACUGCUGGAAACGAAAGAAAAAGAAAAAAGUUGAAAACAACCAAAGUGGGUUAAAAACAGGCUACUUUCAAAGAAGCAACAAUUAGAAUAGAAAUAUUGAAGACAGUAGUCAGUGAAAUCAAAUUUUUAUAGUGCUAAAUGAAAAUAAUUGCCAUCCUAGAAUUCUGUACCCAGCAAUAAUAUCCUUCAAGAAUAAAAGUGGAGGAAUUUCCAGGAUGACAGUAAUCUGUCAAAAUUUAUUUAAUAGUUCACUUGUGGUUUAUCCAUUUUGCUGUAUGUAAUUUUUCUCUCAAGAUAUAAAUACUUAACUCUAGUUAAUAACAUGCAUGACACAGUCUAAAUAAGGAGUAAUGUCUGCAACUUACUGGGAAAUGCAUUAAAAAUAUAAGAUGGAUUGAUGGCGAAUGAUAGGUAUGUGAUAAAUAUAACAAAGUGCUAAAUGUAGAGUGUAGGUAGUGGAUAUAUAGGUGGUCAUUGUAAAAUCUUUUAGGCUUUUCCACAUAUAUAUAACUUUUUUCCUCAAAAAAUGUUGGGGAAAAAACAUGAAGCUAAAGAUUUUUCAAACAAAAACUAAGAAAAUUUGUUUCCAGAAAAUAUCCACACCAAAGGAUAGUAAAGGAUAUUAAGGCAGAAGGAAAUUAUUCCAGAUAGAAUAUCAGAGAUGCAGGAAAGAGAUCAACGAGAAAUGAAAAGAGUAAACAUGAGAAAAUAUAAGCAGAUAUUAACUGUAUGUAAGAAUAACAUAAUGUCUCUUUGAGUUUAAAAUCUACAUAGAAUUAAAUAAAAAGCAGUGCACAUAACUAAGGGUGUUAGGGAAGUGGAGUUAAAUGGUUAAAGUUUUUGCAUUGUAUAUAAAAAAGGCAAAUGUUGAGAUUCAUGAUAAACCUCAUAGAUGUACAUAACAUGUCAUAAAGUCUAGGAUAACCACUAAAAUAAUAUAAAUUAGUAUCAUCUAAUGAAGUAGGAAAAAAUAGAAUAAUGAAAAAUAAUUUUAAAAGGCAAUAGAAAAAAAGGCAAAACAGUAAAGUAAAAUAAACAUAGAGCAACUAGCAGAAGCAAAUCAUGGGAUAAGAUUAUAUAUUUAAGUGCAAAUAUAUCAAUAAUUACAUUAAAUAUUAUUGUACCACUGUUUCACUUAAAGACAAAAAAAAAUUAGAUUGACUAGAAGGCAAACCCAGUCUAUGCUCUUUGAAAGAGACACCACUAAAAAUAAGGGCACAGAAAGAAUGAAAGUAAGAGUGUGAAAACAUGUGCAUGCAAAAGCUAGGCAAAAGAGAGUUUAUGUAGAUGUCUUUUAAUAGAAGACAAAAUGAAUGAAAAGCAUUAUUGUAAAGUACACUGCAAUAUGUUAAAAGGCUCAAUUCUUCAGGAAGAUAUAACAAUUCUUAAUUUGUUUAUAUAUAAUUACCAUCUUAAAAUGUGUAACAGAAAUUGACAGUAGGGGAUUUCCUCAUGACAACCUUGUAGUCGUAGUUCAAGAUUUUUGCAUGCUUCUUUCAAGUAUUGAUUUUAAAAACAGACAAAAUCAUCAAGGAUAUAGAAAAUCAAAAUAACACAAUUAGCAAACGUGACCCUACAAACAUAGAAACACGAUGCCCAACAAGUGCAGUACACAUAUCAUUUUCAAGGAAACUAGAAAUUAUACGAAAGUUAGUUAUACCCAGGGCCAUAAUGCAAGUCUACAAAUGUCAUAGGAAUGAAAUUAUACAGGGAAUGUUAUAUUACAAUAAGAUUAUGCUAGAAGUCAGUAAUAAAAAAAUAGAUGGCUAGAAAGAAAUACACUAGUAAGAUAGCAGAGUGGGAAGUCACCGACCUUAUUUCCCCAUGGGGACAACAGUAUAUCCUUCAAAGAGCCUUUAUGAGAACUCUAGAAACCAGUUAAGUCACACUACCCCAGACAAGCUCAGAGUCAAAAACAACCACACUGGGUAAGAAAAGCCAUCUUGUGUCAACUGUGAUGCCCCCUCCCCAAAAACAGCACAACUCGGUGUGAUCAGAAAGAUCAUGGCUUCUCCCUUGGGAGGAGAAAAGAACAGUGGAAUGUUAAAGGUACAUUCCAAAUCUUUGGGGCAAUGACUAAAGGGACUGGUUUGUGUCUCAUCAGACUUGGAAUGCAGACAGGGUCCUGACAUACUUUGGAUGCCUACAAGUUACAAAGAAAAAAGAGAGUUUAGAAGCUUAUUACGAUGCCAGAAAACUGUCAGUAAUAAAGAUGGAGGCCAGCAGAGCUUGCCAUAUUUGGGUUAGAGUGACCAACUCAUGUUUCUCCCACAGGAGGGUAAGAGAAGGGCAGAACAUGUGUCCAGUAUUCCAGAUUUUCAGAUGGCUACCCAAAUGUCUGGUUACUGUCUCUCCUGACUUGGAGUGCUGACAGAACUGACAUGUUUUGGAUUCCUGAGGGCCACAGAGAACAGAAAAGAAAGCUGCAAAGAGAGCUCAGUGGCUUUUAAUGGUUCCAGAGAACCUGUAGCACUGCAGACAGACACUCUACAGAGUAAGAGAUCACAAGCUGCUGAAAAGGAAACUGGCAAACUUACCUCCUUGUGAAAUUACAUGCACAAACCCAGGAAAGAGGCAUCCCCAGAAAAGGUUUAAGAGGACCCAAAAUUUCUAACUGGGUUGACUGGUGAAGGUCUUCCCCUGUGUGAAGCCACUUUAUAAAGAUUGGAAGAGACAUUUGCUUUUUCAAAUGCAAAAAAUGUAACAAAUAAGACACAUAAAGAAACAGGGAAACAUGACCCAAUCGGAGGCCCAAAAUAGAUCUUCAGAAACUGGCCCUGAAAAAAUGAAACUCUACUAAUAUGAAUUACUUGACAAAGAAUUCAAAGUAAUCAUUACAAAGCUCAAUGUGCUAUAAGAAAACAUAAAUAAACAACUAAAUGAAAUCAGGAAAAUGAUGCAUAAACAAAAUGAGAAAACCAACAAAGGAAUAGAAACUAUGAAAAAGAAAUAGAAAAUCUGGAACCAAAGAAUAUAAUAACUGAACCAAAAAAUUCACUGGAGAGGUUCAGCAGCAGACUUGAUCAAGCAGAAGAAGGAAUCAGGAAACUUGAAGUCAGGUCAUUUGAAUUUUUUGACUCAGAGUAUAAAAAGGGGAGAAAAAAAGAACAGUGAAGAAAGCCUAAAGAACUUAUGGGACAUGAUCAAGCAGACCAAUCUAUACAGUAUGAGAGUAUAAGAAGGAUAAGAGAGGGGGAAAAAAAAAAAAAGAGGUUAUUUAAAGAAUGGCUGAAAAUUUCCCAAAUCUGAGAAAUGAUGUAGAUAUCCAAAUUCAAGAUCAAAGGACUAAAAAUAAGACAAACCUAAAAAGACCUGCACUGAGAUACAUUACAAUCAAACUGUUGAAAGUUAGAGAGUGACAUAGGCAAGAUGGUGGAAAAUGAGGUUCCCCAGCUCAUAUCCCUCAAUAUUAACAAUAACUUGGCAAACAUUCACAGACAAAAAUGCCCUUGUGGGAGCAUUGAGAUCCAAGUAGGAGGAUGCAGAACCCCAGUGAUGCCCAAGACUUUGGAGGGCCACUUUGAGAAGACUAGCCUAUGCCCCAGUGGCAGGCUAGCUGACAGUGGCCUCAGCUGCAUGUCAGUAACAGCCCUAUUCUCCUGUAGUCUCAGUUCAGGACACACUUGGUCUCUGUCCUGCCCACGAUCCCAUUUGCCAGGGGACAUGGGAGGAGUCAGGUUGGCUUAUACCUUCAUUAGAAGGCCAACAAACUUAGUCCUGGCUGUGGAUCCUGAGACCUGUGACUCAGCUACAGCCCUGCUUUGCUGUAGGGAGAAGUCCUGCCUAGCCAAGGACCUGGUAGGAGAUAUGCCUGUUCAUUCCUCCAAUGGCAGGCCUGCUGACCUCACACCCAAUUUUGUACACUAAAGUGGCCCUUAAAUGGGCUGUAGCCCCAAUCUACCAUAGCCCAGAGACAGUCCUGCCAACCCAGGGGCCUCUGGGAGACACACCCAUGUAUGCCCCCAAUCUACCAUAGCCCAGAGACAGUCCUGCCAUCCCAGGGACCCUCUGGGAGAUACACCCAUCUAUGCCCCCAAUAGCAGACACACCAUUGAGGUAUCUGGCUGUAGACCUUGAACUGGUCCUGUGACUUAAUUCCAUUUCCACUCUACUAUGGCCUGGGGACAGUGCUACCCACAUAUGUUACCUUCAAAAGACACAUCUAUCCAUAGCCCUGGUAACAGGCCUGCUGAACUCAUACCCUACCAGAAUGCUGAAGCAGCCCUGUGACUUGACUCUAUCCCCCAUCUAUUGUGGUUAAUGGGCAUCUAGUAGGAGCCAUGCCUAUUAAGACCCUUCUAAUGGACCUGCCAUCUGCAGACCCAGAAGUCCUCUUGUGACCCAGCUCCAACCUUGCUUGACCAUGGUUCCAGAGGUAGUCCCAUCUGAUUGGUACCAGGCAGGAAUUGUGCCCACCUGUGCCUGCAGUAACAGGCCCUCCAACUGUGUACCUGACUACAGACCCAGCAGCAUCCAUGUGACACACCUCUAGCCCCAGUUAAUCGUCAUCUUGGAGGCAGCCCUAUCAAUCUGGGGACCCAGCAGGAGAAGUUUUUUACCUGCAAAAAUCAGUCUGUAAUGACUGGAAAAGGUGUUUGCUCUUUCAGAUGCAUAGACAACAAUGCAAGGCUACAUAGAUUGCAAAAAAUCAAGCAAACAUAACCACAGGAAGUGAAUAAAGCUCCAACAACCAGCCCUAAAGAAAUGGAAAUGCAUGAACUGCUUGACAAAGAAUUCAGAAUAACCAUUUUAAAGAAGUUUAAUAAGCUGUAAGAGGACAAAGAUGGACAACAAAAUGAAGCCAGGAAAACAAUACAUGAAUAAAAUGGGAAGUUUAAUUUUGAAAAAAAUAUAGAAACCUUAAAAAAAGAACUAGAUGGAAAUCCUGGAACUGAAGAAUACAAUGACUGAACUGAAAAACUUAGAAGAUGACUUCAAAAACAGACACAAUGAGACCCUCUGAAGGAAGCGGACUUCUCCUGCAGGACCCAGGAGUCCCCCCGCCCAAAACUGUGAGUGCCCCAACUGCAGAAGUGGCAAAGGGAGACCUUCCUCUCCCAAACAUGCACCUCCACUGGAGAAACUGAAGGUCUGUUUUUGGGAGAAGUUUCCGACUAGCUGGAGCUGAGUCAAUUUGGAGAGCCAAGCAAAAUACAGGGGUGGAGGAAGCAGCAGAAAGGCCCUGGGAGCUCACUGGGUCCUCUAGCAGGCCAUUCCUGCCUGGCACCACAGGGAUCCAAUGAGAGAGAAGCAGGGAGUAAAACUACACAGGGAGAAGCAAAUCUCUAGCUGAACUUUGUAACAAUUUGAACAGGGUGAGAAACCUUCUGGCCAGAACUUGGGGAAGGGCGCAAAUCUGGUGUGCAGACUCCACAGGCAGGGGAAGAACCAAGCCCUUUUCUUUCGCAGCUUGGGGGCAGACAGCCUGCAGUAGAUUUUCAAGCCUGUAUUGCUGUCUGCCUAGAAACAUCUGGGGGGUGUUGAGGGGACAUGGUGGGGGUAAGACUGGCCCUUGGGUUUGCUGGGAGCUGGGUGAGGCCUGUGACUGCCAGCUUUCCCCCACCUGUCUGACAACCUGCAUGACUCAGCAGAGGCAGCGAUAAUCCUCCUAGGUACACAACUCCAGUGACCUGAGAAUCUCACCCCUAUCCCCAACACCAGCCACAGCAAGACCCGCCCAAGGAGAGUCUGAGCUCACACACACCUAGCCCCACCCCUACCUGAUGGUCCUUCCGUACCCAACCUGAUAGCGGAAGACAAAGGGUAUAUAAUCUUGGGAGUUCUAGGGCGCUGUCCACCACCAGUUCCUCCUCAUAAUACCACAGCUGAUGCUCUCUGGAAAGUGCCACCUCCUGGCAGGAGGCCAACCAACACAAAAAUAGAACAUUAAACCACCAAAGCUAAGAAUCCUCACGGUGUCCAUUGCAUCCCCCGCCACCUCCACGAGAACAGGUGUUGGUAUCCCUGGCUGAGAGACCCAUAGAUGGUUCACAUCACAGGACUCUGCAGACAACCCCCAAUACCAGCCCAGAGCCAGACAGACUUGCUGUGUGGCUAGACUCAGAAGAGAGACAACAAUCACUGCAGUUUGGCUCACAGGAAGCCACAUCCAUAGGAAGAGGGGGAGAGUACUAUAUCAAAGGAACACCCCAUGGGACAAAAGAAUCUGGACAACAGCCUUCAGCCAUAGACCUUCCCUCUGACAGAGCCUACCCAAAUGAGAAACAACCAGAAAACCAACCCUGGUAAUAUGACAAAACCAGGCUCUUCAAUGCCUCCGAAAAAAAUCAUACUAGUUAACCAGCAAGGGCUCCAAAUGAAGAACAAAUCCCUGAUUUACCUGAAAAAGAAUUCAGGAGGUUAGUUACUAAACUAAUCAGAGAGAGACCAGAGAAAAGCAAAGCCCAAUGCAAGGAAAUCCAAAAUAAGAUACAAGAAGUGAAGGGAGAAAUAUUCAAGGAAAUAGAUAAAGAAAAAAAAUCAAAAAUUCAGAAAACUUUAGACACACUUAGAAAUAUGAAAUACUCUGGAAAGUCUCAGCAAUAGAAUUGAACAAGUAGAAGAAAGAAAUUCAGAGCUCAAAGACAAAAUCUUCAAAUUAAACCAAUCCAACAAAUACACAGAAAAAAGAAUAAGAAAAUAUGAACAAAGCCUCCAAGAAGCCUGGGAUUAUGCUAAACAACCAAACCUAAGGAUAAUUCGUGUUCCUGAGGAAGAAGAGAAUUCUAAAAGCUUGGAAAACAUAUUUGGAGGAACAAUCAAGGAAAGCUUCCUCAGCCUUGCUAGAGACCCAAACAUCCAAAUACAAGAAGCACAAAGAACACCUGGGAAAUUCAUCACAAAGAGAUCUUCACCUAUGCACAUUGUCAUCAGGUCAUCCAAAGUUAGGACAAAGGAAAGAAUCUUAAGAGCUGUGAGACAGAAGCACCAGAUAACGUAUAAACCUAUAAACCUGUCAGAUUAACAGCAUAUUUCUCAGCAGAAACUCUACAAGUGAGAAGUGAUUGGGGCCCUAUCUUCGGUCUCCUCAAACAAAACAAUUAUCAGCCAAGAAUUUUGUAUCCAGUGAAACUAAACAUCAUAUAUGAAGGAAAGAUACAGUCAUUUUCAGACAAACAAAUGCUGACAGAAUUCGCCAUUACCCAGCCACCACUACAAGAACUAAAAGGAGCUUUCAAUCUUGAAAUAAAUCCUGAAAACACAUCAAGACAGAACCUCUUUAAUGCAUAAAUCACACAGAACCUAAAAACAAAAUACAAGUUAAAAAGCAAAAACAAAAAUAAAAUGCACAGAGGGAGCCAAAAUGGCCAAAUAGGAACAGGUCCAGUCUACAGCUCCCAGUGUGAGCAACACAGAAGACAGGUGAUUUCUGCAUUUCCAACUGAGGUACUGGGUUCAUCUCACUGGGGAGUGUCGGACAAUGGGUGGAAGACGGUGCAAGACAGUGGGUGCAGCACACCAAGCGUGAGCCAAAGCCAGGGCGAGGCAUCGCAUCACCCGGGAAGCACAAGGGGUCAGGGAAUUCCCUUUGCUAGUCAAAGAAAGGGGUGACAGAUGGCACCUGGAAAAUCGGGUCACUCCCACCCUAAUACUGUACUUUUCCAACAGUCUUAGCAAACGGCACACCAGGAGAUUAUAUCCCACACCUGGCUCGGAUGGUCCUGCGCCCACAGAGUCUCACUUUUU
Symphalangus syndactylus (siamang) is the source of this 9784-nucleotide messenger RNA. RefSeq names its product diphthamine biosynthesis 6 (gene DPH6). NCBI's taxonomy places the organism in Eukaryota, Metazoa, Chordata, Mammalia, Primates, Hylobatidae. The record is from RefSeq and is a predicted model, not a curated record. Gene Ontology annotation, molecular function: diphthine-ammonia ligase activity. Gene Ontology annotation, biological process: protein histidyl modification to diphthamide.